UGCACGACCCCAUCAUCCAUUUUUGAGAGAGAAGCUCUGCACAUUAUCAUUUCCACCAUCUCCAUUCGAACCUAAGCUAAGGAAGAAGAAAGAGGGAAAAGAGAAGAGAAAGGAGGAAAACUUGAGGAUUAACAAGGUAAUAACUCCAUUAAUCCCAUUCCUUUUCUUUAAUCUACCAACAUGAUUAUGUAAUCAUAUUUCAUACCCAUAGAACUGUUCUUCACAUUAGAUGUGAAGAAUGAGGGGUUGGAAGGGGGGUUCAUAUCCAAAACGAACUUUGAGAGCAAAGUUGACGGGUUCGUCGGAAAAUAACCUUUUAGGGGUUAUUUGUGGUGAUAUGGGUUCUAUGAUGAUAAAACCUUGUUGUUAACUUGUAUAAGGUACUUCAAGGACUUUCACGGAGUUGAAAGGGUCGCCGGAGUUGUCGCCGGAGUUAGUCGAAGUUCACCGGAGUUACACCGGAGCUCAAUAAGAGAGGCUAGAACUUCAUAAGCUUCUUUUAAGGUUGAGGCUAGAGUCCUGCUACCUGCACCUUUGCCCAGGGUGAACUCAAAUAAGGAAGACGUGGUUCAUGCUUCCAUUCUUAUUUGAAAUUAUGAAAUUGCUCAUGGAUAUUUGAACGAUGUUUUCUAUUAAACUAUUGAAGGGCCUGCGUGCUCAUGUUUGCCACGUGUGGCUAAAUGUCAAACAUAUUUUAUUUCCGCAUUUGUUUGAUUUAUAUAUUGAUGUUGAUUGUAUGGGUUUACUAAUCGGUUUGGCAAUAGAAUCUAUCGGACGCCUUGUAUGAUUUGAUAAGAAUGAACUACGUUGUUCUUAUUGGGUUGUACGGCGGUUGUCUACGUGGCACGGAUGCGGUCCGGGGCGUGACAUGUUAAACACCCCGAGGCCGCCCGAUGAUGAUGAUAACGAGACUUUGGAAACAAGCCACCGCCGCAUAAAGUGGGACAAUGAUGACUAUAUCUGCCGUGGACAUAUUUUGAAUGGUAUGUGUGAUUCUCUUUUUUAUGUGUAUCAAAAUAUUGAAUUGAAUAUGCUAAAACGUUGUGGGAAUCCCUAGAAUCUAAGUACAUGACAGAGGAUGCUUCAAGUAAGAAAUUUCUCAUUAGUAACUUUAAUAGUUACAAAAUGGUGGAUUCUCGUCCGGUCAUGGAACAAUUUCAUGAAAUUCAACGUUAACAUGAUCAACUUUUGAUACACAACAUGCAUGUAAAUGAAACAUUUGCGGUCGGUUCUAUAAUCGACAAAUUACCACCGUCAUGGAAGGAAGUGAAAAAUAACCUCAAACGUAAAAAGGAGGAUUUGCCAAUGGAGCAACUGGGUCACCAACUUCAAAUUGAAGAAGGCAUUAAGUUGCGUGAAGGUGACAAUGGUAAAAAGAACGACCUUCCAAUUUCCUCUAUAAAUGUUUUGGAGGAGAGACAGUCAAGUGGGACUAAGAAAAAUAAAAAAACGUCCCGGGAAAUUCACCAAAAGUUCCAAGUUUCAAAAGAAGCUGGAAGAUAAGAAAGUAGGCUCUUGUUGGAAAUGUGGUGGUCCACACUUCAAGAGGGACUACCCGAAGGUGAAGAAGAACACCCAACCCAACGGCCAUCCGAAUGCUGGCCAAGACAACCAAGGUCAUAAUCUUUUUGUAGUUACAAAUGAUGUUGAUAACAACAUGAUUUUUAUAGCUAUGCUUUCUGAAAUUUGUGUUGUGCAGGAUGAUGAGUCUUGGUGGAUCGACACCGGAGCAACAAGGCAUGUAUGCAAAGAUAGGCACACUUUUAAGACUCUAAAAGAGUUGCAAGAGGGGCUGAUCUUAUACAUGGGAAACGACUCUACUGUGCAAAUUCAAGGAAUUGGACAAGUAGAGUUGCAAAUUCAAGGAAUUGGACAAGGAAUUGGAAUUAACUUCCAGAAAGAAAUUAAUUCUUAAUGAUGUGUACUUUGUACCACAAAUCUGAAAAAAUCUUGUCUCCGAUGGCAUCCUAAAUAACUUUGGGUUUAAACUUAGCUUUGAAGCAAAUAAGUUUAUUUUAUCUAAUGGUGGUGUAUUUGUUGGCCAAGGUUUCUAUUGUAA
Molecule: messenger RNA, 2059 nt
Organism: Cuscuta epithymum
Lineage: Eukaryota; Viridiplantae; Streptophyta; Magnoliopsida; Solanales; Convolvulaceae
Source: the annotation of a GenBank genome assembly